Molecule: messenger RNA, 1632 nt
Organism: Aureobasidium pullulans EXF-150
Lineage: Eukaryota; Fungi; Ascomycota; Dothideomycetes; Dothideales; Saccotheciaceae
Exons: 3
Coding region: 1-1632 (543 amino acids)
Cellular component (GO): membrane
Molecular function (GO): acetyl-CoA transmembrane transporter activity
Source: RefSeq, a predicted model, not a curated record
AUGUCUGGAAACCUGCUCGAACAACGGCGCAAGCAUGCCUCGCUCGAAUCGCCAGACUCGGCCACCAUGACGGCCAACCUCAUGAGCAGAAGCUCCUUCACCCUCGAUAAUGCCCCUCCACCGACACCUCACCCCGAGGCCGCAUCCAAAGGCUUCACAGACCUUCCCGAGCAAGACAAGCGCAACUUCCUGCUCCUGGUCCUAUUAUACUUCCUUCAAGGCAUCCCCAUGGGCCUGGCUAGCGGCUCGGUCCCCUUCCUCCUCAAAUCACAUCUUUCCUACGGCCAGAUAGGUGUGUACUCGCUCGCUUCAUAUCCUUAUUCGCUCAAGCUAUUAUGGUCGCCGAUCGUCGAUGCUGUGUGGACGCCCAGAUUGGGCAGAAGAAAGAGUUGGAUCCUCCCUAUUCAGACCAUCAGUGGCUUCGGCAUGAUCUGGCUCGGAUCGCACGUUGAAGAGAUGAUGAUCAAGGCUGGUGAGAACGGAGGUGCUGGUGUCUGGAACUUUACAGGAUGGUGGUUCGCCCUCGUCUUGAUGUGCGCCACACAAGACAUUGCUGUUGAUGGCUGGGCUCUCACGCUCCUCUCGCCGUCCAACCUCUCUUACGCCAGUACCGCUCAAACCGUAGGCCUGACCGCCGGCCAGUUCCUUUCCUACACCGUUUUCCUCGCCCUGUCGUCUAAGGACUUUGCCAACAAGUGGUUCCGCAGCGCUCCUGGAGACACUGGUCUUCUUACCCUCGGCGGCUAUCUCAGCUUCUGGGGAUGGGCAUACCUGGUUGUGACCCUCGGCCUUGCUUUCCUCAAAAAGGAAGACAAGACCAAAGAAAGAGAUGGCAUCAUGGAAGUCUACAGAGUCAUGGGUGGUAUUCUCAGCUUGAAGAACAUCCAGACAUUCAUCGUCAUCCAUUUGAUCGCAAAGAUUGGUUUCCAAGCAAACGACGCGGUCACAAAUCUCAAGCUGCUGGAAAAGGGCUUCAGCCAGGAGGAUCUGGCUCUCACUGUCCUGAUCGAUUUCCCCUUCGAGAUCUCCUUAGGUUACUAUGCUGGAAAGUGGAGUGAACAAUAUGCCCCAAUGCGACUCUGGUGUUGGGCGUUUGUUGGUCGACUGGUCGCUGCAGCCUUCGCCCAGUUCACCGUCAUGAUCUUCCCCAGCGGUGGCACCAACCUGCCCUACCUCUGCGUCGUUAUCGUUGAGCACGUCUUCAGUACUUUCAUGAGCACCGUCAUGUUCGUCGCCGUAAGCGCUUUCCACGCAAAGAUUGCCGAUCCUCACAUCGGCGGCACCUACAUGACCCUCCUCGCCACCGUCUCCAACCUCGGCGGCACAUUCCCUCGCUUCUUCAUCCUCAAAUUCGUCGACAUGUUCACAGCCGCCACCUGUGUUCCCGCUUCCAUCCCACCUCCCGACUUCAAGGGUGACCUGAUCACCAAACCAUUCUCCUGCGCCCUCGAGAACGACCGUCAUAUCUGUGUCAAUGGCGGCGGCAGUUGCAAUAUCACCACUGAUGGCUAUUACAUUGUAAACGUCCUAUGUAUCAUCAUCGGUGUAGUCACCUUCUGGGGCUUCAUCAAACCUGCAGCUUUGAAAUUGCAGAGUUUGCCCUUGAGGGCGUGGAGAAUUGCUGAUCAAUAG